AUUGCAUGUUAUUCGUGCAAGAUGGCGACGUUGUGGCCGCCGUUUUGAGGAGAAGAAGCGGGACUGAGCAGGAUUUUGCAUUGAGUUUACACUUGAGGAAUCAUCCGCGUCGUAAUCAAUUACACGGACGUACGGAUCGAAUCUUAUCACCGAUCACGCAAUCGCCCGAUAAUUUCUAGUGAACGCGAUUAAUCUUAUAGAGCCACGGCACUAUGUCGGACGAGAAUAAGGAAACGAAAACAGAAUCGGAGCACAUAAAUCUGAAGGUGUUGGGCCAGGACAACGCGGUAGUUCAGUUUAAAAUUAAAAAGCACACACCCCUUCGCAAAUUGAUGAAUGCAUACUGCGAUCGUGUGGGUUUGGCGAUAGCAGCAGUAAGAUUUAGGUUUGAUGGACAACCCAUAAAUGAAUUAGACACACCUACUACAUUGGAAAUGGAAGAAGGAGAUACAAUAGAGGUGUACCAACAGCAGACAGGUGGUUUUUCGUGUUGAGAUUGAUUGUAUUUACAAGUGGACUAAAUGAAAAUUACCGUUCCAGCAGUGUUUAUUAUUAACAGAAAGCAUCAUUUAUUUUUCUUUUUUUUUAAAUCUAUUCUGCUCUUCAUGAUCGAGGAUUUCAAUCUAUUACAUAAUGCCCAAGAUUCAUUUAUAUGUACAGACUUAAUUUACAUUUAAUUUAAGAGAGAUAAUUUAAUUUUGUUGAUUUUAUUUGUUUGUUUUCUGUCUGUCGACAGUAUAACUACUAUUUUAAAUUAUAUAUAUAUAUUUAUUCUUUGAUAUUAAAGUACACAUGCAUUAUGCCAUUGCUUGAAAUCCUCGUUUGUCGUAAUGGCCGUUUAUUAUAAGUUUUAAGACAUUCGAAUACAAUCGUACACACGGUUGGCGUGAAAAUGUUUCGUUAUUGUCAAAGGAUAGAUGAAAACGAGAGAAAGAGAGAAAGAAAGAAGUGAAACACAAGUUAUGUAAAGGAACACCCGUUGCAUCCCCUCGUCGUCAAGAUCCUCUAAAAAUCUCGAGAUUCCCCUUGUACAUGAAUUUUCACACAAAUUUAACAUUGUAACAAUUCAACUUGAUAUAUUCUCAUGAUAUCUUCUUUCUAUAUUUGUAAAAGAUGUAUAGGAAAACGGUGUGUACAUUUUUAUUACUACGUGAGUAGCAAAUGACUCCAUUUUCGAGAUUCUGACUUCACAAACUCGAAUUUUGUACCCGUGCUAUCAGUAACUAUAAUUUCUACGUGGCCCACGUUACUUUGUACAUGAGCGAGAAUAAAUUGUGUUAUCUUUUUUAAAAGAAA
This is a messenger RNA of Pogonomyrmex barbatus (red harvester ant), 1296 nucleotides long. RefSeq names its product Small ubiquitin like modifier (gene Sumo). NCBI's taxonomy places the organism in Eukaryota, Metazoa, Arthropoda, Insecta, Hymenoptera, Formicidae. Gene Ontology annotation, molecular function: protein binding. The record is from RefSeq and is a predicted model, not a curated record.